UGGUGGUAUCCUCCUAAACAGAGAUCUCUUAAGAUCACUCUGUUUGACCGUGUGAAAGAUCAAGUACAUUCCUUGGAAAUUGGAUCAAUUUACUAUCUUCAAAAUGUUCGAUUCAAGGUCACUAAUGGUCGAGGACAAGCCCGUUGUGGACAGAGAGGCAAUGACCUCAAUCUCAUACGCAAACUAUCAGAGAACCACCCCGACGUCUUGAAUUUGAAGAGACGCAAGAGAGAAUUCUGCCAUGUUGACAUUCCCAAGCCGCAAAAGGAACCAGUUUCGGCUCCACAGCUCGCUAUCCGGUCGAUAACUACGAAUAAGGCUCCAGAGAUGGGUGCUAAAUUGCCACAAACGACCAAAGAGGCCGAUUCCAUGGACAAUGUUGCGGUCGAUCCACCAUCCCUAAAAACCCAGGAUGCUAUGAGCUAUACGAUGGAUUACGUUUCUGUUCCCAUCACGACAGAAGAAUAUCCACCUUUCCCUAUAGUAUAUGGGGACAUUGAACCAGCCGAUACUAUAGAAUGCGCCAAACCCAACAGACAUGAGCUUAUGUCAUUGGAAGAAAUCAAAACAUGUGGCAUAGUACCUGCUCUUUUUCGAUUCCGGGGGAGGAUCGUGAAGGUUACCCCGUCUGAUCUCACCAAAGCUACCAAGCCUUUCU
Molecule: messenger RNA, 658 nt
Organism: Acaulospora colombiana
Lineage: Eukaryota; Fungi; Glomeromycota; Glomeromycetes; Diversisporales; Acaulosporaceae
Source: the annotation of a GenBank genome assembly